This is a messenger RNA of Schizosaccharomyces cryophilus OY26, 1317 nucleotides long. Its product is annotated as pig-L. The coding region runs from base 272 to 1024 and encodes 250 amino acids. The transcript is spliced from 4 exons. Lineage: Eukaryota; Fungi; Ascomycota; Schizosaccharomycetes; Schizosaccharomycetales; Schizosaccharomycetaceae. The record is from RefSeq and is a predicted model, not a curated record. Gene Ontology annotation, biological process: GPI anchor biosynthetic process. Gene Ontology annotation, molecular function: N-acetylglucosaminylphosphatidylinositol deacetylase activity. Gene Ontology annotation, cellular component: endoplasmic reticulum.
UUCUACAUCUACUGAUCACUCAUCAAACCACACCAUUUUGAGUAGUAAGAUUGAAGAAAAUUUUCUGCUUCUAUAUACAUAAAUACUCUAAAAUCAUAUUAUUUUAAAAGAAAGCACUUCUAUAGGUUUUGUAUCGAUUACAUACACAUAUUACCAGAAACUUCCUACCAUACGCAGAACACUAAUUUAGGCAUUCUUGGACGGAAAUGAAAAUUGUACCCCUACGACCUAUCUAAUUUGCCGAAAACGAAAAUAAUAAGACAUUUACAAGAUGAUUUGGUUCUGGAUAACUAUGAUGAUUAUAAUUGUGGGUAUUGCCUCUGUGGUAGACUUUUCUACUGAGAGUAGAAGCAAGCUGUUAAAAGAUCACGUUCUCUUUGUAUUCGCGCAUCCUGAUGAUGAAAGUAUGUUUUUUGGACCUACUCUGGAAUAUCUCAGCCAACAUCCUAAUGUGCAAGUGCAUCUCUUAUGUUUGUCAAACGGGAACGCAGAUGGCCUUGGAUGGAUUCGACAAUCUGAACUUGUCAAAGCGGCUUCCCUAUUUCAUAUUCCAAAACACAACAUUCAAAUUAUCUCUGACAAAAAGCUACGAGACGGCAUGUAUGAACGUUGGGACCCCGUUGUGAUUGGCAAACACAUUUACAAUUACAUGACGGAAAAGAACAUUAAGCUUGCGAUUACGUUUGACAAAGAUGGUAUUUCGGGUCAUCCGAAUCAUAAAGCUUGCUUUUAUGGUGCACUGAAUGCUGCCAAGAUGGUCGUCGAUAUGCAACUCUAUACUUUAAAAUCUGUCGGGUUUUUGCAAAAGUACUUGUACUGGCUAGACUGUUGUCGAAUGGUUCUUGGUCAAUUUAUAUAUAGCAAGCAAAAGUACUUGGCGAUUGAAGCCAAGAAGCAAUCGGUAAAGACAAUACGCAAAGCCAUGAUUGAGGGCCAUCAAAGCCAAAUGGUUUGGUUUCGCUACGCAUGGAUUAACCUAUCUCGCUACAUGUUUUUAAACGAACUUGAAGAAGUCCAAACUUGAGCAAGAGAAUUCCCUCAUAUCCCAUUCCAAUCCCUUGCUCUUGCGAGUUUACUUUCCAAACCGCUGCAAAUAAAUGUUAUGUAUUCUGAAAGUCAGGAAAAUCUAAGCUGAAACAUUUCAAUUCUGUAUGUGACAAUACGCACUUUUUAUUACCAAAGGGUCUAUUAUUACAAAGCAAAUCCAACUAAAGCAACCAUUAUUAUUGAAUAUUUUUUAAGAGUGACAGAAUCUGACUAUUCAGUUAUAAUUAUAAUUCUAAUAUAAUAUAAUAUAAUUUAUCUUUCUAAGUUCAC